Messenger RNA from Paraglomus brasilianum, 1263 nucleotides. The record is from the annotation of a GenBank genome assembly. NCBI's taxonomy places the organism in Eukaryota, Fungi, Glomeromycota, Glomeromycetes, Paraglomerales, Paraglomeraceae.
AUGGACGUUGCAUCAAUGUGCUCGGCUCUGCCUCCAACUCUCUCUCCACCGCCUUACGACCACUCCUCACACACAGACUCUCGAGGCACGCUUCCCCCAACGAAAUUAUUAUCGUUACCACCCCAAGAUUCACAUCAUACAAAAAUAAAUGAAGACAGACCGAGACUAAUCACCACUCCUUUCAACAUUCCUUUUUCAGGACAAGAGAACAGGCAAUCAACAACUCUUGUUCCUCAUCACCGUGUAGAUUUCGUUAGCAGCCAUCCUCUAUCGCCUCCUGCAUGCGCAACUAAAAAACUUGAUAUUCGACUUCCUUCGAUCAGUAUUAAUUCCGCGUCGCAUUCACAUCAACCCAAGCAUCCACAUUACAUUCCUUCUCCUUCUCCACCACCAGCUGCAAUCCCUUAUAAUGCUAACCAGCAAUCGUCGCGGGCCUCGGACUCUCAUUCUACAAAUUUUGUUCCAUUAAACAUGUCCCCGCAGACGCAUUCUGGUUGGAACAGCCCACCAUCCUCAUCCACGCUUUCUCUUCAAGCUCAUUCCCGGCAGCAGUUACAGACUCCGCCUCUGCCGACUAAACCUUCUGUAGCCUCAGCCUACCCUUGCAUUGAACCGAAAGCACCGGUCUAUCCAUCUUCUAGUAUUCUCUCAUCCAAUUGUUCGUAUAAUCAUCAUUCAUCGUCGAAUUGGACUCAUGAGAAAACAAUACUUGAACUGGAUAAGAUAAGGGAGCAAGUCGUCGCGUUUAAUCAAACUGCAGUUCAUUAUAUUGGCGAAAUAAAAACCCAAUUUCAUAGUCAGUUGUACUCUAAUCCUUGGACCAAUGGGCAAUCAGGAGGAACGACUCGACUCCCGCUCCAGCCGGAAAAUGCUGUAGACGAGUUACUAGUCAGGGCACAUGACAUUGUACAAGUUUUGAAAGCAUUGAAAACCGAAAUGAAAAGAACUAGUAGCGAGCGAGAGGACAAUGCUAAGAAUGGCUUUUGCAAGCAAGAGGCAGAUUCAAAUCCUUCAGGGCGAAAAUACCGCAAAAGGACCAAGCGUGCUGCACCUCCGGGUAGAUGUCACUCAUGCCACAUAUCUGAGACGCCCGAGUGGCGGCGAGGUCCAGACGAAGCCCAAUAUCGCGAACUUGAUGGCUUUCCAACUGCUUCACAACAUGCGGAAGUCGAUGGCCAAGCGCGUACAAAGUGCCAAAUUGAUAAUAAUAAAUCUCGUAAAGAGACUACUGUUGAUGAUCUCGAUAAGAAAACCCAUAAGUGA